CACAUGCUAUGACUAUGUAAUUCCCGUUCGAUUCUGCACUGAUGACUGACCCGGCGACCGGAAAAGGCUUCGUUUCAAGUUAGACGUCAAUUUUUUCCUUUUAUUCAUCGACGGUAAUAUUAUCUUAAGUGGAGUCAUAUUUGUACUAAGAAUACAACGAAUUUAAAACCAAAUUCUGCCCUAUGAUCGAUUUUGUUUCAGUAUUUUCACCGAUUACGGAACACCGGCAUCUCGACACUGGACACACAGUACAGUGCAGCCCGCACGCGCAGGCGUGGAACAGAACUACAGACGAGGUUCGCGUUCGCAGCUCAAGUUCUUACGAAGAAUCAAACUGUGUUGACUAGAAAAUUAUAAUUAUUAGUUGAACUGGUGUGAAGUAACGAUCAAUUUGUUGAUGUAGAGAAGUUGCAGGAUAAAUCCAUAUGUAGAAGAGCCUGUUUUAAAUAGGCUAAAAUGUCGGGGAUUUGCAGGUUGUUGAUUCUGCCAAGCAGAGUUUCUCGGUCAGCUGUCGGUGUCGCACUUCGAGGAGAUAUUGCAUCAGGGUCGAUUUUGACAUCUCAUCAGGAUCAUGUUCUCUCAAACAGAGGGAAUAGCAGACAAUGCUUGCAUUGUUCUAACAGGCAAUCAUCGAGUAGUUCCAAUAAAUGGGCUUCCAGGGAUCACCUAGCACAAAGUUAUCUAUCAUCUAGAGUUCCUAGGACUAUAGCACCAUUCCAUUUAUCGCACAUAAAUAACUCAAGUUUCCGUCCAGACUCUGUUGUACAUGGUCCAACACUCUUAGAACCUCAUCAUGUGUAUGCACAAGUUAUCAGUAUACGAAACUUACACGUGUCCUCUCGAUCGUACGACCUGGCGGACCCAGAGUCAAAGGUCGAGAAGACGGUGAAGGCCUUGAAGGAUAAGAAGAAGGAGAAGGAGAGACAAGUGGAGAAGGUAGAUGUUGAUAUUACAAGGGAAGCCAAGCUGGAUGAUAUGGGGGUGCCGCCUUCGCAACCGGAAGUGAUCAUGGUGCCCAAGAAAUCUAUCAUUAUACGGAUUAAGGACGAGGUGAUGCAUUAUGUCAAUGGCUUCCGGCUGUUUGGGAUCGAACUCAAGAUUGCAACGCGUCACUUGUGGGCACUGCUGAAUGGUGGUAGUUUGACAAGGAGAGAGUACAGACAGUUUACACGUACAGCCUCAGAUCUGUUCCGACUUGUUCCUUUCUCCGUCUUCAUCAUCGUACCGUUCAUGGAGUUCCUUCUUCCUGUGGCCCUGAAGCUCUUCCCGGGCAUGCUGCCCAGCCAAUUUGAAACUGCAUCCAAGAAGGAAAAGCGAUUGACGAAGGAACUGAAGCUGAAGCUCCAGAUGGCCAAGUUCUUGCAGGAUACCAUCGAGGAGACGGCACUCCAGUCAAAGAAGGGAUCCUCUUCACAAGAGAGUGCCCUUCAGUUUAAAACCUUCAUGGAUAAGAUCCUAGAGACAGGAGAACAGGCCAGUAACGAGGAGAUCCUGAAGUACUCCAAACUCUUUGAAGACGAGCUAACCCUGGACAACCUCUCCCACGAACAGCUGAGGGCGCUAAGCAGGUUGCUGCAGUUGAACACCAUCGGGACGAACAACAUUCUCAGAUUUCAACUUAGGAUGCAACUCAGGACAUUGAUGGCGGAUGAUAAAAUGAUCAAGAAGGAAGGUGUAGAAUCCUUGUCACAGAGUGAGCUGCAAUCGGCCUGCCAAGCCAGGGGUAUGAGAGCAAUGGGUGUACCCUUAGAGAGACUCAAAUCACAGCUAUCACAGUGGCUUGAGCUUCACAUUGAUGAACAGAUCCCGACAUCCCUCCUGCUUCUGUCUAGGGCACUCUACCUGCCUGAACAUUUGUCUACUGGAGACCAACUCAUCGCCACUAUCGCAUCCCUGCCCCCAGAAACGGCUGACGAAGCUAAGUUGAAACUGGCUGAGCUGGAAGGCGUCAAGGUGGACAACACAGAGAGGCUCAAGAUUGCCAAGAAGGAGGAAGAACAAAUCAAGAAGGAGAAGGAAGAGAAGAAACUCAGGGAGGAGCAAGAGCUUCUGGAUCUUGAGAAGAAGAAGGUGGAGCAGUUGGAUGCAGAGGCACUUGUAAUGGGUGAGGUGCUUGUAGACAAGGCACCAAUCCUCCAGGAGACAGCAACGGUCAUUGCGGAUGGGGAACAGGUGACACAGAAAGAUCUGACAGAGCUGAGCGAGGUCCUGGUGGAGAUAGCCAAGGAGAAGGAUGCUCUGUUUGAAGAGAAGGGAACUCUAGAGGAACUCAAAGAGGAUGUCGAGGAGUACAAGGAGGAUCUGGAGGAUUUGAGAAGGGAAACAAAGGAUGUCGACAUGCCAGACAUGACUGAGUCUAAGUCAUCUGUCAGGUUAGGAAAGCAGGUUGACCGUAUGAUGGGCAGGCUGGAGAAGAUUGUGACGGAGCUGGAUGACAAGAGGACCUCCCUCCAAGAGGAGCAUGCAGAGAUGAAGGAGAGCAUGGAGACCAGGAGGAAGGAGAUGGAUGAAGGAGAGAAGUCAGAGGAGGAGCAGGAGGCCUGGGAGCAACUCAAGCAGAGGGUCACCAAGAAAAAGAAGAAUCUAAUUAGCGUGAAUGAGCUGAUCGAUGCCAUGCGCAAGUUUGGCAAGGUGUCUGACGAGGAUAAGCUACAGCGUAUUGCCGAUGUGCUGGAUGAGGAUCAUGAUGGUGCUAUACAAGUUCAAGAAGUACUCAGGGUGAUUGAGACGAUGGCUAAGGAGGAGAUAGCUCUCAACACCAAGCAGAUUGGAGAGGUGAUGGAUCUGUUAUCAAAGGAGGAGAUUAUGGAGGAGCUGGAAAAAGACGUGGAGCGGGAGGAGAAGGAGAUUCUUUUAGACAGUGCCAAGGAAGUAGAGAAGAAGUAAGAUGGAGGGAGCAGGAGCCAUGGAGGUUAUGGGGGAGAAGCUAUAGAAGGGGUGUGUGAGAUAGAAGAGGGGGUUCUUUGUAGAGACCCCCAAGAAGGCAGAGGAGACUAAGACCAGAAGGGAGCAGGAGCCUCAGAGGUAUUUAUGGUGGAGCUGGAGAAGGAGAGUGGCAGAGAGCUUCAAGAAGGAGAAGAAAAAAUGGAGCAGGAGCACUGGAGAUGGAGCUGGAGAAAGAUGUGUGGAGGGAAGAUGAGAUUCGUGCAAUAUAACAACCUUUAUUGCACGUU
Strongylocentrotus purpuratus (purple sea urchin) is the source of this 3173-nucleotide messenger RNA. It is a transcript of the gene letm1, whose product is annotated as mitochondrial proton/calcium exchanger protein. NCBI's taxonomy places the organism in Eukaryota, Metazoa, Echinodermata, Echinoidea, Camarodonta, Strongylocentrotidae. Gene Ontology annotation, cellular component: mitochondrial inner membrane. The record is from RefSeq and is a predicted model, not a curated record. Gene Ontology annotation, biological process: intracellular monoatomic cation homeostasis. The coding region runs from base 457 to 2886 and encodes 809 amino acids. Gene Ontology annotation, molecular function: calcium ion binding; ribosome binding. The transcript is spliced from 15 exons.